Messenger RNA from Oldenlandia corymbosa var. corymbosa, 2706 nucleotides. Lineage: Eukaryota; Viridiplantae; Streptophyta; Magnoliopsida; Gentianales; Rubiaceae. The record is from the annotation of a GenBank genome assembly.
GAAAAAAUGACUGUGGAACCAAACAUUUUCUUUAUCUCUUACAUAUUUUUUUUUCUUAAACGGAUUGGGUGAAUUACUUUUACUAACCUUGAGAUUAUGUACUGAUUAAAAUAAAGUAUCUCAGCAACAAAAAAGAAAAACUUUUUUUAUUUUUUAUAAAUUAACAAAAUUUGUGGUGUAUUACUAAUGUCUUUUUGAGGACAAAAUACAAAAUUUGAAGGACUUCCAUAGUGAGAAAAGCCCAGGUGACACACUUCAGAGAAACAACAAUGGAGUCGUCAAGUGACGCACCGUCUUCUGAUCCUAAUCUCCCCAUUCUCCCCGUCACCAUCCGAGACACCAUCGUUGAUCGUAAUGAUAGUGUUGAAGCAGCUCCCUCAUCUGUAUCAUCGAGAACCAGGCGGAGGGGAGCGGUUGAAUUUCCCACCAUUGAUGGACCUUUGGGGCUUUCCGUGGAAGAUUCUAUAGGCCAGGCUCGUAAAUUCUUCCAGUUCGGAUUUCUGUUGCUCCCAUGGCUCUGGGCUGUCAAUUGCUUCUAUUUCUGGCCAGUUCUCUCCAAACCCGCUUCCCAUAAUCAUCCUCAGCUCCGUUACUAUUUUAAGCUAGCCUGUCCUGGAGAUUUUGUUAAACUGUUAAGAUGCAUCUCGUGGCCUUAGGUGUGGUGCUCUUAAUUCCAGAACUUUCAUGCUUAAAAUGUCCAACCCAUAUGUUUGAAGACAGAGGUCCCUUCUCUGGUAUGAUUCGACUGUUGUUGCAAUCUCAUCUCACAUGCAUUCACAUUGCUUGAUGGUUCAUUAUUUCAUGAUUCUGAUGAGAAGAGGUUCAGCCAGACAGAUCCUAUUUUAUUGUCGUUCACAUUUACAAGUUAAGUAUUUGCUGUAGAACAUUCUGAGCUUGUAGGUAAGAGCUUGAACUUGGAAGAAGUUUAGCCAUGUUCUGAAACAUCUGAAGCAACUAACCAUUUUGCAGUUGCAUUCUCUAAAUUAUUUGAGGCGAACUAGUGCUUGCAGUAGCUAGUUAUAUGUGUAAUGAUCUGGUAUUCUGGUUUACCCCUCGGCAAAACUACUACCACAUUUUGCUUCUUGGGCAUAUGAUAUUACUAUCUCAGUUAUCCAGUGGUGGGUUUAUUUUUUCUGACAACAUUGCUGAAAAUUGUGCUUCUUCUUCUGUUACGAAUUACUUGGUCUUCAAAGUUCUUGUUUACCUUUUCGAUUUCAACCAUCUUGAAAUUUUUUGAUGUUACUUGCAUCUUUUUAUGUCAGCCUUACAUCUAGUAGUUGCCAUAUUACGGUAAAAUGGAGUACAUUUGUUUUCCUAUGGUAAAAAUAAUUGAGGAGGUGGCUGAUAGGUCCCUUCUUUUCCGAUCAAAAGGUCUAUGGUUUAAAUAGGCCCUGCCCUAUUGGUGACAAUAUUGAUUGCUUAUAAUAGAUGGUGAAAUCGUUGGAAUAAGCUGUAGUAAAAAUUGACGUGGUUGAUAGAACAUGGUGGGGCGGGACAUUAUGAUCUAAGCAGCUGAUUCAUGGCUGGAUAAAGCUUUAGUAGUCGUAGUUUGAGUUGUAGUAGGAACUAAAUUUUUUUUUAAAGGGUUUCAACAAUGUUAGAAAAUUGAAAUGCGACUGGAAUAAAAUUUAAUGUAUACACAUGCUAAGAUCUCAGUCCAAGUAGUAAUACCUAGAGGACAAACUCUUCCAAGCAACGUCAAUAUAAUCAUGACGCAUGAGUAGGCCGACUAAGUUAUUUUGGUUCAUUAGAUCUUAGGUACCUACAGAAAAAGUUUUUGUAAAUUUUCAUACUCGCUUUCCCUGCAAGAGCACCUUUCCCUUGUGUUCCUGUCAGAAGCAUAGGGCGAUGCGGAAUACUUGAGGGGUAGGCCGGUAGAAAAUAAAAUAAACUAUCUGUUUACGAGAUGCUUCAGCCUGGAGCUGGGAUUGAUGGAUGUCUUAGUAGAUCUAUAAGUUUGUAGAUUAACUUGAAUCUGUGUUACAAGUAUAUCUGUUAAGUGAUGUUCUCAGGAAAACUUGGAAUAUUUCUAUCAAACUAGUUUGCUUGCUUGUGCAAAUCACUGAAAAACAAGAUUAAGGAGUGUGUUUCCUUAAUCAUCUCUGUAAAACAACUUCCAUGUUAAUGAGUAGGGCAGGUAACAAGUAGUCAAAUUCCUUGUUUUUUCCUCUUUUGUUCAAGAGCUGGAUUCAGUCCUUUGUUAUUAAUGCCUAAACUUUUCUGCAUUGCUUGUGAUAUUAAUGACUUUUUUGUUGCAGAUGUAGUGGGAUCAGCCAUUGGGUUCCUGGUAUUUUCCGCUCUCCUGUCGUCCUGGGCUUUUACGUUUGCAUUUGGUGGAGAGAAGCUCUUCGGCCAUGUUUGGGAUCAGUUAGUAAUGUACAAUCUUGCUGACAGAUUUGGCCUUACUGGCUGGGUCUAACUAUGUUCAUAAGCAGCAUAUCGACAUUUAUGAAUAUUCGAAACUUCAAUGUGCCAUUUUUCUUUUGCUUUAGGAUUCAGAUAAUUUAUGGUAUAGCUAACUUCGAUUUAUUAUCGUUGUGGGAUCACCUGCCCAAUUUGUAAGUUUUAAUGGGAGAAAAAUCGUUGUUCUUCAACACUCGGUAUCUUCUUCUUAAAUUUUUUAUUUAUUUUCUAAUUUUUAAUUUUUAAAAUACUACCCAAUUUGUAAGUUUUCAUGGGAGAAAAAUCGUCGUUCUUCAAACACUC